Molecule: messenger RNA, 1969 nt
Organism: Rubroshorea leprosula
Lineage: Eukaryota; Viridiplantae; Streptophyta; Magnoliopsida; Malvales; Dipterocarpaceae
Source: the annotation of a GenBank genome assembly
AUUUUUAUUGCUGGAAGAAGUGUGGGACAAAUGGGAUGUGAGGGGAAUGGUUCUUUUUAGUCUCUCCUUACAAAUAAUCCUCUGUAUCCUUGGUAGGCAUAGAAAAUACAAAAUGAACGAUUUCUUCAAAACCAUUCUAUGGUUUGCCUACAUAGGUGCCGAUUGGAUUGCCAUUGUUACUUUGGGCAAACUUUCUGGUUCCCAUGUAGAAUCUACCGCCACCAACGUUUUAAGAGCAUAUUGGGCUCCUUUACUGUUGGUACAUCUUGGUGGUCCUGACACCAUCACAGCUUGUACUUUUGAAGACAACAAGCUUUGGAUUAGGCACCUCAUCAGCCUUCUUGUCAAAGUCUUUUUUGUCAUUUAUGUCAUUUGUAUGUCGUGGACCUUUUCUUGGCUCUCGUUUUUUACUCUUCCUCUCAUCUUAGCUGGAAUUAUUAAGUAUGUAGAGAAGAUAUUGUGUCUCAAGCUGAGUAACUCACAGAAAACAAAACCACUCAUUUCUAAUAUGUUUAAUCUUCAAAGUCAUUCUGACCUCAAUGAGAAUCAAACCCUUGAUCGCCUUCAAAAAGAAAACCCAACCGUUUUGUCAGCUUAUCUAUUUUUUACAAUUAUGAGACCGGAUGUUAAUGAUUACCUCUCCUCCGAAAAUCUUUCCGAUGUUGGAACGAGGAUCAAAGCUUAUCUCAGGGAAACUACAGGUAUAGAUGGUAGAAGGGCUUUCCAGUUUGCAGACAAAUAUCUUGCUCUAAGCCUGGGAAAAGACGUUUUUGAAAUAAUUUUUAUUCAACUAGGAUUCAUGUUUGAUGCUGCUUACACCAAAGCUAGUUUGAUUCACACCAAGUUAGGAUGCUUCUUGCGCCUUGCCAGUUCCACUAGCUUUUUCUCAGUUCUGCUGCUCUUCUUUAUCGACAUCAUUAAAAAGCCAAAAUUCCAUGGCUCAAGAAUUGAUAUUGCCAUAACUGGCUUCUUAUUGAGUGGAGCUAUUGCACAAGAAUUUUAUGCAACAUGGGUAAUACAUUCUUCUGAUUGGGCAGUUCUUGUCGCGGAAUUUCAUCAUAAUGUGUUGGUACGCAAAGUGUUUAAAAUCACCUCAAAGUACUUCCCUCGCUUAUUGCGUCAAAGUAGAAGGUGGUCAAAUCAAAUGGGUCAAUUUGAUCUGUUGGCAUAUUGUUGGCGUUGCAAGAAAAGGAAGGCAAACCAAUCACAUGGCUUUCUACCAAAGAUCACUAUUGGCAAUGAAAUUGCUGAAAUGUGGCACAAAUACUGCAUCAUAAUAUGGCAUCUUGCCACAAUUGUUUGCUACUUACAAGAGGAUAAUCAUGAUGGUGAAAACAUGGAAAUUAGUAAAUGUGCAUCAGACUACAUGAUGUAUCUAUUGGCCAUGUGUCCUGCUUUGCUAUUGUCCGGGUAUGGGGAGAGUUUUUGGCUUGUUCAUGCUUAUGACAACCUCAAAGGACUUUUGCCUCCUGCAAUUGAUAUAAGAAAUGCUGCUUCCAAAUUAUUUUCCAAUCCAGAUAAUGCUCAUGAAGAGGAGCUUGAAUCCAGGGAGAUAACUUUUGAAAACCUAAAAGGAGAAGUGUUGAAACUAGUCACAAUUUUAAAGCAAUUAGAUAAUAAAUGGGAGAUGCUCAGGGAUGUCUGGAUAGAGAUGCUUUUAUAUGCAGCAGUUUCAAGUCGGUACAUUAAUCACGUUAAGCUGCUAGGAGAAGGCAUUGAAUUAUUCUCACUCAUCUGGCUUUUAGCAGGCACUUCCGUUCUCAGUAGUGUCUUUCAAAUGGAGUAGUGUGACCAACAUCUGCAAGUUUGGCGGCCUUAUGUCUCAUGUUUGAAUUACAUACAUAAAGAAGUGGCAAUGCAAUUUAUGUUACUUACCUAAAUACAUUUGUAUCUAGUAUUUAUUAUGAACUUUGAUAUGUAUAAAUUAAACCCUUGAAUGGUAGUUUGAAAAUAAAUAUGGUUUUUUAAG